CUUGCCUGCUUCACAGUGAUAAGAACAACGUCCACGUUAACGUUUUUAUUGUUGUGAUUUAGACGCUUGUUAACACCCUGGAACUCAAAAUAUGACUAAAUUAACUGCACCGCAUCACAUACUUACCCCAGGUCAUCUUUAAUUCGCGUUGGAGAGAGUGUUUGGUUGUUAUCUAGGCAACGCUAACAAGCUGCUAACAAUGGCUAACUGUAUGAUUUUUCACACUCAAAUAGCCUCUAUCAUGGAGGUGUUAGCGAAUGCAGCCGUGGCAGAGAUCUGUAAACUCGUAGACGACGACUAUGCAGUGUUUCGUUUGGAAAUAACUCAAAGCCAGAAAGAAAACAGGACAUUGCGGAGGAAACUACUGGAACUGAAGGUGGCACGGGAGCGCGCAGAGAGGACAAUGCGAGAGCGCGUCUUCGCCAGUCGUCCCAGUAGUGUCAAGAUCCUCGACCGAUACAGAGGAAUGGCAAGAGGUGAAGGACAUCUCACUGGAGGCCACAGGAGCUUUGUGAAGCCAACGGGACACAAUACAUGGAGAGAAGACCAACCAAUCACUGUUGAUGAGGGGAGUGGAAUCUCAACCCAGCAUGUUAUGGUGAUAGAGUCUACAGAUGCAGAGGCUGCAGGUCCUGGGGUCAAGCAGGAGAGGUCUGAAGGAGAGGAGGACCCACGGAACAGCAGAGACAUUCAUUCUGGAGCGGAUGGAGCGCACCUUGAAGCCACGGAGGACCCCACCCCCGCCUCAGCGCAACCCAGGACCCGACGCAGCAUCACGGAGGAGGAGGAGGGUCCAGAGGUGCUGCUGGUGAAGGAGGAGGGGUGUGAGGAGGGUCUGGGGAACCCUGAGGGGACCAUGGUCAUGGAGGACAACCAGACUACACCUCCUCCUGAACCCACAGAGGAACCAGCUGAGCAGCACAGGACCACACACAGUCUCACUGAGUCAGUAGACAUGGAGGAUGGGAAGCCUGAUCUGCUGCUGGUCAAAGAGGAGACAAUAGAAGACGGAACAGAGAGCAUUGAUCUGCUGAGUGGACUAAAGAUGGGGGCGCAAGGUAAUUGGCUGGAGGCUAACAGAGGAGACUGGGUGGCCAUCUUGGAUUCCCACACCCAGACAGGUGCAGCCAAGGGCCCUGGGGACGACAUCAUAGAGCAGGCCAGGACCAUAGGCGACAUAGUGGAGGUCAGUGGAUGGGACAGCGUCCUCAACUCUGCGCUGCAGUACAAUACUGUUAACCACAAACAGAAACAGACAGUCAAACACAAAACAACAUCCGAUCUUAGUCUCCAUGACAGCAAACUGGCUGAGACCAGGCCAAGGCGUAGAUUUGGUCUGCAGGGACAGGGAGGUGUCCGUAUGUGGCGGGAGAGAACAGACACAGACUCGGCUAGCAAUGCUCCGUCCUGCUCCUAUAGUUGUGAUUCAGACAGACUGAUGGCGCCUCAGGUUAACCCCCUAACAGGUGCUGCCUUCAGCCUGCCUUCUAUAGGAUCUAUCAACUGGAACAUGGACCCUGCGACAACACAGACACUCCCUGGCCUUCAUCCUCCUCACACUCUCCUAAAGUUAAACCAGACCUCAGACAAUAUCAGUGCCUCAACACUUAAUUGCUACACAAGCCCAUUGACAAAUGACAGUAGUAGAGACGGAAUCAGUAAAGGUGGCAGCGCCAAAGAGAAGCGCUUCCCAUGUUCAUUCUGUUGGAAAUCCUUCAGUUUCCCCAUAGAGGUGGAGAUCCACCAGAGGAUGCACACAGGGGAGAAGCCGUUCAGCUGCCACCUGUGCCGGGCCAGUUUCACACACUCGUUCAACCUAAAGAGGCAUCAUAGGGUUCACACAGGGGAGAAACCCUACAGCUGCCCCCAGUGUGAGAGGAGGUUCUCUCACCAGCACCAGCUGAAGAGGCACCUGAAGGUCCACACGGGAGAGAGGCCGUUUGCCUGUACGCAUUGCGGGAAGAGGUUCUCAGAGAGGAGCAACCUCAGGAUACACCAGCAGAAAAUGCACACGGCCCAUGUAUAGAGUAUAGUGAUAUGUAAUGUAGUACUAGUUAGUUUGUUUGUAGUUAAUUCUGUUGGUUGUGGAUGUAGUAGGGAACUGGAUGAGGUGAAAUGAGGAAAGAAUGAGUAUGAUGAGGCAGAGUAGAUGAUAUGGUGAUGGUUGGUGUGAUGGUGUCUGUAAAAAUGCUUCACUGAUGAAGGUGACAAAUAUGUCCCUUUAGGUUGAUACUGGUGUUUUAUAGUGAGAUAAUGAUAGUGCCUUAAUUCACUUAACAAAGGUACAUAACAUCUGUGUAAUGUAAUGUAAAACCUUUUCCAAAGUAUUCUAAAAUUCAUUUAAUCAAAGUGAGGGUACCAGAUUAACAGAAAAUGUAAAGUCUUACCAUAGUGAGAAAAGUUAUUCUACAUGUCAUGUAUCAUUUUGUGCAAUAAAAGUACUGUUCUUCACGUUAUGUGACUGUAUGACCAUUUUGUUUAAAUUAAAUAAAA
Molecule: messenger RNA, 2493 nt
Organism: Coregonus clupeaformis (lake whitefish)
Lineage: Eukaryota; Metazoa; Chordata; Actinopteri; Salmoniformes; Salmonidae
Exons: 6
Coding region: 200-2026 (608 amino acids)
Cellular component (GO): nucleus
Source: RefSeq, a predicted model, not a curated record